AUGAGCGAAACAGCUGCACCUAAAAAGAAAGCGGUUUAUAAAAGAGUGAAUAAAGUAGCGGAGGCUGCUGUGGAUGGCAUGGAACCGGUGGUUAAUACAAUAAAUACAAUUUGUGCCGGAGUAGAAGCCGCGGCAAAUGUAGCAGUACCAUUUGCAAAUUUUUUACCACUUAUAGGAGAGGUAUCUAGAUUACUUAAAGAAAUUGUAGAUAUAUAUCAAACAGCAGAGCAUAAUAAAAGAAUAUGUGGUGUAAUGUUAGAUAGAGUAACCAUAGCUGAAUCUGCUAUAAAAAAUUUAAAAGUUCGUAGAGAAGAGAAUGAAGAUUUUUUUUCAGAAGAAAAUUAUAUUAAUUUACAAAAAUUAGUUACCGUGGUUGGUAAAAUACGUAAAUUUUUAGCAGAAAUUUCUCAAUUAAAGGGAUUACAAAAAUAUAUUCAAGCUAAAAAUAUUGAAAAGACUACAAUGGAUUUAAAUAAAGAAUUUGAUUUUACCAUUCAACUUUUGGAAUUUGCUUUCAUGGUUGAUUUUAGUGCACGUAAUGAUAUUGAUAAUAAAAAGAUCAAAGCUGAUAUCGAAGAUUUAUCUGAGUAUCUUCAAGUAAUCGGAGGUGGUCUAACUGAUACGAAUAAAAAUGUCUCCGAUCUGGUUGUACAAUUGAGCGUACUUAAUAAAACAAUAAUGGACAAAACUGAAACUAAUAUAUUUCAAAAUGAAUUACUUCCAUAUAAUGAUUUUGAUGAAACUGAAGUUGAUGAAAAUAUUGGUAAAAAAAUAAAAAAAUUUAAAAGAAUAAAAAAUGGAAUUAAUGAUUUCGUUGCAUUAAAAUUAGUAGCAGAUGAAAGUAGUAACGAAGAAGCUAAGAAUAAUAUUAAAAAUCAAGUUACAAUUUUAAGAAAAUUAGAAGAAUGUCAUAAUAUUAUUCAAUUUUUUGGUUUAACUACUACUGAUGGUAAUAAAUGGUUUUUAGUAACUGAAUGGGCUGAAUAUGGUAAUUUACGUGAAUUUUAUAAUACUUAUGGUCCACUUGAUGUUAAGGUGAAAUUAUUAUUUGCUCUUGAUAUUUCUAGAGGUUUAAAUUUCUUGAGAGCUGUUGAGAUUGUUCAUCGUGACAUAAGAGCCGAGAAUAUUUUAAUUACGGAUCAUCAAACAGCCAAGAUUGCAAAUUUUAAUUCAAGUAGAGCCGUAACUGAUGUUACAAAAAAUCACAAAACUACAUUAGAAUGUGUUCGAUAUUGUGCUCCAGAAAAAUUAGAAAGAUUAGGAUCUCAAACUAAAUAUGAUACAAAGAGUGAAAUUUAUAGUUUUGGUAUUUUACUUUGGGAAAUUGCCGAAGAAAAAGUUCCUUAUGCGGAUUAUAAAGAUAUUAUGGCUAUUACUGAACUUGUUGGUGAAAAAAAAUAUCGUGAACCAUUUUCUGAAGUUUCUCCUUUACCAAAAGAAUAUCAAGAUAUUGCGAAAAAAGCUGUUGAUCAUGAUCCCAAUUAUAGACCUUCAUUUACAAGGAUAUUUACCGUAUUACAAGAACUUUUUUCGAAAAAAAGUAGACCACCACCAUCACCUCGUAUAAAUUCUUCUGAUUUUAUGACCAAUAAUACAUUAAUAUGA
This is a messenger RNA of Rhizophagus irregularis DAOM 181602=DAOM 197198, 1605 nucleotides long. RefSeq lists its product as uncharacterized. Gene Ontology annotation, molecular function: protein tyrosine kinase activity; ATP binding; protein binding. The record is from RefSeq and is a predicted model, not a curated record. NCBI's taxonomy places the organism in Eukaryota, Fungi, Glomeromycota, Glomeromycetes, Glomerales, Glomeraceae. Gene Ontology annotation, biological process: protein phosphorylation; cell surface receptor signaling pathway. Gene Ontology annotation, cellular component: cytoplasm.